Molecule: messenger RNA, 1047 nt
Organism: Psilocybe cubensis
Lineage: Eukaryota; Fungi; Basidiomycota; Agaricomycetes; Agaricales; Agrocybaceae
Exons: 7
Coding region: 1-1047 (348 amino acids)
Source: RefSeq, a predicted model, not a curated record
AUGCUUCCCAAAGGUCUCUAUGGUAUUCUUUCUCUGAUGGCUUUAAUCAUUCAGAGUCUUGGGACGGAAGUGGGCAUGUCCUCUGGCAAUGGUGACAAGGAAGGAAAAACCACAGAUGAACCGACCAAAACGUUUCCUGAUAUUCAACCAAGAAAUGGCAAUUCGCGUUGCUCACCUGGAACUUGGUCUAGCAAAGGCACGACCCCUUGUAACGAUUGUUCCCCUGGGUCAUAUUCAAAAGAAUCUGGAGUAACAUCGUGCCUCUUAGCCAGAGCGGGAUACUACGUACCCACACCCAGAGCGACAACGGAGACUCCUUGUCAAUCAGGCACGUAUUCAACGUCGACUGGCAGCACUUCUUGUGGUUCUUGCCCUCCAGGACAUAUGUGUCCCAAUAAUGCACUUGCAAAUCCGCAGAAAUGUUCUCCAGGAAGAUAUUCCACUGGAGGAUUGACCGAAUGCACGAAAUGCAGUGCUGGAACAUUUAACAGUAUUCAAGGCGCGACAGGGUGCUGCCCAUGUGCAGCUGGUUGGUAUAAUGAUCAACCGGGGAACACCAAUUGCCAAAGAUGUUCCAAUCAAUAUCCAUAUUCAGGGCCUGGGACAGGAAACCGCAAUGGAUGUUCUGCAAACCCUGGAGGUUGGGCCAUUUCUCCUUCCUGCUCACAGGGCUCAGAUGGAACAUGCCCUGGUUCGUCUCCAUUUGCUAGCGUUAGUUCUAAGCCAAAGCGCCAUGUCAUACACGCGCCGCUUUGCCGAAGAACAGGUCAAAAAGCGUGUCCAGUAUAUGGGUUUAAUUGGCGAGGGGGCAAACACCACUCUUUCACAAGUUAUGAGUGUGUUGACAUUGAAAAUGACCUGGAAUCCUGCGGUGGUUGUGUUCAGCAAUCCAACGAUGGGGAAGCUAGCGCGGAUGGUGGCAGAGAUUGCAGCGCAAUCCCCAAUGUUAGUACCGUGCGAUGUCAUAAAAGUGAAUGUGUAAUAGAUUCAUGCCAAGCAGGUUUUAUCCGAUCUGCAGAUGGAACGCAUUGUGUACCUGACCUGUAG